GCACCAAGAGAAGAGAAAUCAAGUGAGAGCUUGAGAAAUAGAGAAGAAAGAGUUAGGGAGAAAUUUUUAGUUGCAAGAAGAGUAGAGGUUCUGAAGGGUUUCAGGGGAAACAAAUUCGGAGCAGGAGAUUAUGUCUGGAAUAGAGAUGCAACCUGAUGAGGAGCUCGACUUCCGUCUCAUAAUCCUUCUUAUCUUUGUGGUCUUAUGCUUGGGUGUGUUGAUAUGCGUGUAUAACAUAACAAGACCCAGAGGUAUAUCAAACGCAUUCAAUAAUGCAGAGGGAGCAAGACAAGACAUGACUGAGGCGGAGGUACGCUUUGAACAGAUUACCAGCGCAUUCAAUAACGACAAGAACGGCAUACAAAAUCAUAGGAGGGCUAGAAUUGGACGUGGUGAGUCAAGCAGGGCAGCGAAUUCCGAGACAGUGAAUCAAGAAGUACUGCAGAUUAAGAAUGUUUUGGCAAAGUUGAUUGCGUACUUGUUUGGAGAAAAGAAUCAGUUUAAUAAUAAAGAUAAAAGUAAUUGAGAGCUUAAUUCAGUGAGAAGCACCAGAAGGAUGAUGAACUAAUUUCCAUUUCCAUAUAAUACAAAUGUGGGAAUAUAAUCUGUAACAUUCUCGCUGCAAUCUACUGCAAUCCAGUUUUAUCGUUAUCGUAUUAUUUCCGUUGAAUUUAUUUUAAGCUUUCACAUGAAUGGUUGUAUCAUCUUAAUGUUCUUCUGAACUUUCACAUAAAAUAAUUCAAACAUAUCGUUUCUUUUUCUCGUUUAAUUAUUUAAUGCCAUUGUAAUUUAAUUCUUUACUCAUCAUUAAAUAUAUGAAAGAUUGUAGCAUUUAAUAUCGUA
Molecule: messenger RNA, 843 nt
Organism: Vigna angularis (adzuki bean)
Lineage: Eukaryota; Viridiplantae; Streptophyta; Magnoliopsida; Fabales; Fabaceae
Exons: 4
Coding region: 131-526 (131 amino acids)
Source: RefSeq, a predicted model, not a curated record